AUGUAUAAACGAGUCGCACAGGAUAUAGCGCUACAACUAAUCUUCUUCGAUGGUGAAGAAGCGUUUGUAGACUGGACCGAAACUGAUUCUCUCUACGGAUCUCGUCAUCUUGCCAAGAAGUGGGAAACCAAAUGGUAUCCCACUACAACUGGCACAAACUUUGAACUGAGUCGAGAAAUCGAUAGGAUAGUGAAAGCGGAAUUACGCCAAGUUGGUUGUGCCAAUGUACCUCGUAAUGUAUUCUAUGGAAGUUUGUCGCCCCAUGCUGUGGAAGAUGACCAUAUUCCAUUCAUGAAGCGGGGAGUGCCCAUUCUCCAUUUGAUCCCAGUUCCAUUCCCACACGUGUGGCAUACUGCAGCAGACAACGAGAAGGCGCUGCAUUAUCCGACAAUCUAUCAUAUGACAUCCAUACUCAGAGUAUUUGUGGCGCGAUAUCUAGGAAUCGCCCCCUUAUGA
Molecule: messenger RNA, 456 nt
Organism: Ostertagia ostertagi
Lineage: Eukaryota; Metazoa; Nematoda; Chromadorea; Rhabditida; Trichostrongylidae
Source: the annotation of a GenBank genome assembly